AGAGGGAGACGUUGUGUGGCGCGCCCGGCGGGGAGUCCCCCUGCUCAGAGGCGCGGCGGGGAGGCCGGGCCCGGCUGCCGGUGGGCAGGCCGGCGCCGCGGAACCGGAGCAGCGCCUUGGGCCGGCCGGUCCUCUCCGCCCGCGCCUCCCGGCCCCAGACGUGUGAGACCGACCCGCCGGCUCCAGGGCUCCGAAGCCGGAGAGCGAAGCGCGCCAAGAGACAAGAAUGGCUGCAGGAGUGUUGCCGCAGAGUGAACAGCCAUAUUCCAUGCUGGUGAAUGACAGUGGGCAUGCUGCACACAUGGACGAAAAUUCAGGACGCCCAACUCCAAAAUACACAAAGGUGGGAGAACGUUUGCGGCAUGUCAUCCCUGGGCACAUGGCAUGCUCCAUGGCCUGUGGUGGGAGAGCGUGUAAGUAUGAGAACCCAGCCCGCUGGAGUGAGCAGGAGCAAGCCAUUAAGGGAGUUUACUCAUCCUGGGUCACUGACAAUAUCCUGGCCAUGGCUCGUCCGUCCUCUGAGCUGCUGGAGAAGUAUCACAUCAUCCAGCAGUUCCUCAGUCAAGGCAUAAAAACAAUAAUCAACCUGCAGCGUCCUGGGGAGCACGCCAGCUGUGGGAACGCUCUGGAACAAGAGAGUGGCUUCACGUACCUUCCUGAGGCCUUCAUGGAGGCUGGGAUUUAUUUCUACAACUUCGGGUGGAAGGAUUAUGGCGUGGCUUCCCUCACUGCCAUCUUAGACAUGGUAAAGGUCAUGACAUUUGCCUUACAGGAAGGAAAAGUAGCUGUCCACUGCCAUGCAGGGCUCGGGCGAACAGGUGUGCUAAUAGCGUGUUAUUUAGUUUUUGCAACAAGGAUGACUGCUGACCAAGCAAUUAUAUUUGUGCGGGCAAAACGCCCCAAUUCUAUACAAACCAGAGGACAGCUACUCUGUGUACGGGAAUUCACUCAGUUUCUGGCUCCACUUCGUAAUAUUUUCUCUUGCUGUGACCCUAAAGCACAUGCUGUUACCUUAGCCCAGUACCUGAUUCGCCAGCGUCAUCUGCUUCAUGGUUAUGAGGCACGACUUCUGAAAUAUGUGCCAAAGAUCAUCCACCUAGUUUGCAAACUGCUGCUUGACUUGGCUGAGAACAGGCCAGUAGUGAUGAAGAGCAUGUUAGAAGGACCUGAACUCUCUGCUGAAAUCGAAAAGACUGUGUCUGAGAUGGUCACAAUGCAACUAGAUCAAGAGCUACUGAGGCAAAACAGUGAUGUGCCUGACCCUUUUAACCCCACUGCAGAGGUGGCCGAGUUAGAGAAUCAGGAUGCGAUUCUUUCUAAUGAGCAUGAGUUUGACCCCCUCUGGAAGAGGAGGAAUAUUGAGUGCCUUCAGCCCCUGACACAUCUGAAAAGGCAGCUCAGCUAUAGUGACUCAGACUUAAAGAGGGCCAAAGCCAUCCUGGAGCAAGGGGAGACACCUUGGACAGUGCCUGCCCAGGAGCUGCUAGACCAUAGUCUCCAGCAUCAGAAGCCCACCAGCCAUUGUUACAUGCCACCGACUCCAGAGCUAGGUUUUAAUAAGGAUGCACUGGUUCAAAAUACAUUUUCUUUCUGGACUCAGUCAAAGUGUGAAGGCUUAGAAGGACUCAAGGAUGAGGGAUCACUGCUUUUGUGCAGGAAGGAUAUUCUGAAGGAAGUACAGCGGAGCAGAACCUUCUCUGUAGGUGUUUCCUGUUCACACAAUCCUGGAGAACCAGUGCCACCCAACUUCACAAGUAUCCAUAAGGAUCCAGAGCAAGUCACCCACUGCCGAUGUGAGGCUGCUGGUGGUUGGGUUCCAGGCCCUGUUCAGGAGACGGGCAGGAGCCCCUGCAGCCCUCUGAACUGUGGCUCCAGACCAAAGGUGCAGUUCCCAUAUGGACAGGAAACCCAGGACAGCACACACCUGUCUGAGGCAGUGCCACAUGCUGGUCUGCAGCCUGACCUGAGUGCUGAAGCAAGGCGAAUACUGGCAGCCAAAGCCCUGGCAAACUUAAAUGAGUUUGUUGAAAAGGAGGAAGUGAAAAGGAAAGUGGAAAUGUGGCAGAAAGAACUAAAUUCCCGAGAGGGAGCCUGGGAACGAAUAUGUGGUGAGAGAGACCCUUUCAUCUUGUGCAGUUUGAUGUGGUCUUGGGUGGAGCAACUGAAAGAGCCUGUAAUCACCAAAGAGGAUGUGGACAUGUUGGUCCACAGACAAGCAGAUGCUGCCGAAGCCCUGUUUUUACUAGAGAAGGGGCAGUACCAGACCAUCCUCUGUGUGCUGCACUGCAUAGUCAGCCUGCAGACGCUUCCAGUGGAACUGGAGGAAGCUUGCCUUUCACACGCCAUUAAAGCUUUCACCAAGGUUAAUUUUGAUUCUGAAAAUGGACCAAUAGUUUACGAUACCUUGAAAAAAAUAUUUAAGCACACGUUGGAAGAAAAGAGAAAACUGGCAAAAGACAGCCCGAGGCCUGGCCUCUCCUGAGGCUUUCUUCUCUGGACAAGCCUCCAACUUAAGCACCCCUCCCUCCUAAGGGUGGCUCUUCUGCUCCGCGUGGACCAUUGCUGGCUGUGCUUCCCCUCCGUCCCUUGUCAGUUCUGUCUCCUGUGCCGAGAGUGACUGUUUGGUUUUGUUUUGUUUUUUGUUUUUUUUUUUUUGUUAUUUAUUUUAAAAUAUCUUUGAGCUGUGUCUUGAAAAGUUGCCAUGAAGUUGGUGCCACUUUAUUUAUUUACUGAAUUGAUAUCAUUGUGUUGACGUUUUAAGUAUAUCUGUGUUCUUACUCUUUUUGACAUUUUGAAGAAAAAAUAUAACCCUUUCAAAACAGUUACUUUUUUUUUUUUUUUGACAAAACUCUUUGUGGCAUUUUUAUCAAAUAGAUCAUUUUAGUAGUAAAACCUCACUGUGUAUUCAUCCCAAGGCAUGUCUCCUCUCCCUCAGAGAUAUGACCUAAGAUAGUCACCAAGUGUCUUAAACUGUUUUAUAUUUGUUACUAAGAAGGCUAUUAAUACAUUUAAAUGACUUUUAAAAACUUUGAAGCUUUUUGUUUUUCUUUUCUUUUUUACAGAUGUGGCAAAAUCUUUCAAAGAAUAUUAUUUUCAGUGAUUCGGUGGUUCAGUUUACUUUAAUAGACUGACUGGAGUGGUUGGGAUUUUGUACCUAUAGAAAGGAGGCUUACUUAUUGUCAGGCUUCCACACAGUCUCUCCUUUGGCUGUCAGGGGAGGGAGCAGCUCUCAACCCAGAAACCUAUUCUGCUUCCCCAACCUGCUGCCAAGCCAGUUCACUGCUGUACAGAGAAACAGAGCAGAAGUGGCCAGUAUGAGCAGCUGCUAAGGACCAGAACUGGUCUUUGUUCUGCCAGGGACUAUGCAGAAAGGAGAGCAGUGCUGGGGGCAGGCUGCUAGCCAGCCCUGCUCUCUGGGGGCAGUAUGGUCAUCCUGCACAGGCCGCUCAGAGCUGGAGCAAGUCAGGCUGGCCACUUCUGUCAGGAAUGCUGCUGUUGCCACCUGGCCUGUGCCUAGCCCCGAGCUGCCCUUUAUAAGCCCACUUGCCUUGGCCUGCCUUGGCCUGCCUUGGCCUGCCUUGGCCUGCCUUGGCCUGCCUUGGCCUCUGACGCCUGCCGGUGGCUGUUUUGCUGUAAGGGUUAUAAUUUUUAAGUUGAAUUUGACCCCAGGUUGCACUCACCCUAACUGGCUUUAAAUAAGGACAGGUGACUGGUCAAACCUGUUCCUUUAGAUUAAACUAGUAAUCAGCAAUUGAGGUCUUAUUUAAACUAAAUUAAUACAUAGGCAUAGCAGAGCCCGUGCCAUAAUAGUUUUCUUGACUAUUCAAACUAAAGAAGUAACUCUUUGAUUCUCAGAAUUUUAGGAAACAUGCAAGACUGAAUUAGAAUAAAUGAAAUUUGUCUAACCCAUCCUUUCUGAAUUACAGUCUAGUGUAUCCAAGCCUGUUCCGGUCAUUAGCCUUGCCAACCCGAUGACAAAGGCCAGGUGCAGUUUCCUUCACCUUGGAUUUUCUUCUUGGGAAAGGAAAUCAGGUGGCAGUUAAUGAACCAGCUUGCCCAGUCCUGAAGUAUCUUUUUAAGUGCCUAGCCUAACAACAGGAAGUCCUUGCAUUCUGUGUACAUUCUAAGAGCUGCUGUUCAAAGAGAAUGCUUGUCUUCACCUCUUGUCAACCUUGAAUGGCAAGUGACACUGCGGACCCUCACCACCCUCCCUCCUGACAGCCAGCUGCGCCUGUGCGUUUGCAACACUUGUUUUAAGUUCUGCAACAGUCAUGCACUGACUCCAUUGCAUGUCAGAAAAUCCAAAUACAGCGGUCUGAGAAGACACGGUCAGGUUCUGUGCAGGUAUUGUGCUUAUCUGAAUAAAGGUGAAAAGAACCAACCA
Messenger RNA from Arvicanthis niloticus (Nile rat), 4384 nucleotides. It is a transcript of the gene Ptpdc1, whose product is annotated as protein tyrosine phosphatase domain containing 1. NCBI's taxonomy places the organism in Eukaryota, Metazoa, Chordata, Mammalia, Rodentia, Muridae. Gene Ontology annotation, biological process: cilium assembly; protein dephosphorylation. The record is from RefSeq and is a predicted model, not a curated record. Gene Ontology annotation, molecular function: protein tyrosine phosphatase activity.